Ahaetulla prasina is the source of this 705-nucleotide messenger RNA. RefSeq names its product mitochondrial ribosomal protein S12 (gene MRPS12). Gene Ontology annotation, cellular component: small ribosomal subunit; ribosome. Gene Ontology annotation, molecular function: structural constituent of ribosome. The transcript is spliced from 2 exons. The coding region runs from base 105 to 482 and encodes 125 amino acids. The record is from RefSeq and is a predicted model, not a curated record. Lineage: Eukaryota; Metazoa; Chordata; Lepidosauria; Squamata; Colubridae. Gene Ontology annotation, biological process: translation.
CCGCGCGAGGAACAGUACCGGCCGAUCGGGUUCGAACUUCCGGGUACGCCUCCCGCGUUUCCGGCGGCGCUCUAGUCUCGUCGCUUCUCUGCUGUCCUGCGCUGAUGGCGGUUGCCGGGUUCUUCCUAGGCCGAGGUGCCCGCUGGAUGGCCACGCUGAUGCAGAUGCACCGUCUGGGCCGUCCCAAGCGCCCCCCGUCUCCCCCGGGGCCCCUAGAGGGGCAUCCUCAGCUGAAAGGGGUGGUCUUAAAGGUCCUGAUCCGGAAGCCCAAGAAGCCCAACUCGGCCAACCGGAAGUGCGCCCUGGUGCGACUCAGCACGGGCAAAGAGCUGGUGUGCUACAUCCCCGGCGAGGGACACAACCUCCAGGAGCACAUGGCCGUCCUGGUAGAAGGUGGGCGCAAGCAGGACCUGCCCGGCGUCAAAGUCCGCAUCAUACGUGGCAAAUAUGACUGCGCCCACGUCAAAAAGAAGACGGCUUGAAGGACGGGGUGGGGGAAAAAAGCACCCCAUACCCCCACGGGGGAAGUUGGGAGAGACAGAAAGGACCGGACGGAAAGUGGUUUCGGGUGGAUUUUCAAAUGAGAGGGAGAGAGCAGCGUGGAGGAGGCUGCAGCUGCUGGCUGAGCGGCCCGUACAUUGACUCGAUCAACCCACCAAUUAAUAAAUAAAUAAAUGGGGCGGGGGUCUUCAGCCCCUCCUGGAA